GUCUUGGUCAUCUAGGUAUCGAUACACAGUUCAUCGUUGACGAUUCAACAGUACCAAAAACAAAAAAAAACAAAAAAACAAAUAUCAUUCAAUAUGAAGAUGAUCAUUGCUUUUGCUGCCUUCGUAGCUGUUGCACUUGCUGCACCAGUUGAAAAAGACGUUUUUCUUGUAAAAGAAAGCCCAGUUGAUAAUAUUGGAGUUGGUGGAUACGCUUAUGCUUAUGAAUUAUCAAAUGGUCAAACUCAUGAAGAAAAAGCUGAAUUAAAAACAGUUCAGGGUGAAGAAGGUCCAGUAGAAACACUUGUUCGAUCAGGAAGCUACUCUUUUGUUGAUCCAGCAACAAACCAAGUCUACAAGAUCACUUACACUGCUGAUGAAAAUGGUUUCCAUCCAGAAGGAGCUCAUAUUCCAUCAGUUUAAGUUAUUAUUUUAACUUAGAUCUCAUUAUGCAAUACAAUCAAAAUUAUUAUUUCGACUUUU
Messenger RNA from Aphidius gifuensis, 480 nucleotides. Its product is annotated as flexible cuticle protein 12-like. The transcript is spliced from 2 exons. NCBI's taxonomy places the organism in Eukaryota, Metazoa, Arthropoda, Insecta, Hymenoptera, Braconidae. Gene Ontology annotation, cellular component: chitin-based extracellular matrix. Bases 94 to 420 code for a protein of 108 amino acids. The record is from RefSeq and is a predicted model, not a curated record. Gene Ontology annotation, molecular function: structural constituent of chitin-based larval cuticle.